ACUGCCAGCCCAUGCUACGAUGCCCGACCACAGUAUAGCCUUGCUGACUUCGAGUUGCUCGAGACCCUUGGCACUGGAACGUUUGGACGUGUAUAUUUGACAAAGUUUCGCCACGAUCACUCCUUCUAUGCCAUGAAGGUGCUCAAGAAGACGGAGGUCGUAAGGCUGAAGCAGGUCGAGCACAUCAACUCUGAAAAGCAGAUCCUCUCUCAAGUCCACUUUCCUUUCAUCGUCAACCUAUUCACUACAUUCCAAGACGACCGCAACCUGUACAUGCUGCUCGAAUAUGUCAUCGGAGGAGAGCUCUUUUCACAUCUGCGAAAGGCAGGGAGGUUUACAAACGAUAUGACCCGAUUCUAUGCGGCAGAGAUUGUCCUCGCGAUCGAGUACCUUCAUUCAAGAGACAUUAUCUACCGUGAUCUGAAGCCAGAAAACCUGCUCCUGGACUCAACGGGCCAUGUCAAGAUUACCGAUUUCGGAUUCGCAAAGAGAGUCGAGGACAGAACCUGGACGCUAUGUGGAACACCUGAAUAUCUUGCACCGGAGAUCAUCCAGUCAAAAGGACACGGAAAGGCUGUCGAUUGGUGGGCUCUGGGCAUUCUGAUCUUUGAGAUGCUUGCGGGGUACCCGCCUUUCUUUGACGAUAACCCUUUUGGCAUCUACGAAAAGAUUCUUGCUGGACGUAUCUAUUUCCCGGCACAUAUCGAUUCGACAGCUAAGGAUCUGAUCAAGAAAUUGUUGACAGCCGAUCGGACGAAAAGAUUGGGCAACUUGAAGGAUGGUUCUGAUGACAUCAAGAAUCAUAAAUGGUUCCGAGGCGUCGACUGGCAGGGACUUUUGGACAGGACCGUAACCGCGCCGAUCGUACCACCGUACAUCCAUCCUGGUGACACUGGCAACUUUGAAAAGUAUCCCGAGGUGACGGACGACGACACGACUCAGGGUGACCCUUACAGGUCGUUGUUUGCCAACUUUUGA
This is a messenger RNA of Gamsiella multidivaricata, 978 nucleotides long. Its product is annotated as kinase-like domain-containing protein. Gene Ontology annotation, molecular function: ATP binding; cAMP-dependent protein kinase activity. NCBI's taxonomy places the organism in Eukaryota, Fungi, Mortierellomycota, Mortierellomycetes, Mortierellales, Mortierellaceae. The transcript is spliced from 5 exons. Gene Ontology annotation, biological process: peptidyl-serine phosphorylation. Gene Ontology annotation, cellular component: cAMP-dependent protein kinase complex; nucleus. The annotation marks the transcript as partial. The record is from RefSeq and is a predicted model, not a curated record.